AUGAUGCCCAAACCUAGCCACUUUUAUGCGCGCCUAAAGAGUUCGACAAAUAUUGUUUUCGGUCGCGCACAUUUUCUUCAGUCUUUCAAAACAAAAUAUACAUAUAGAAAUCUAUAUGGGAAUGCGGACCUAUUUGAAAAGACCACAUUGAAGAUAAUCCGCGACAAAUAUGAGCAAGGUACGGCCUUGACAGCUGUUACUGCAUAUGAUUAUUCUAGCGCUAUACAUGUGGAUCAAGCAGACAUAGAUAUUCUGCUUGUUGGUGACUCUGCUUCCAUGGUUAUUCAUGGUCACGAUACAACACUACCAAUUACACUUGAGGAAAUGCUAGUACAUUGUCGAUCUGUUUCACGUGGUGCUAAAAAAGCUUUCUUGGUUGGCGACAUUCCCUUUGGAAGUUAUGAAAGUGAUGACGAACAUUUGUUGAAAGCAGCUAUUAGGAUACUGAAAGAAGGAGGAAUGCAUGCGGUCAAGUUAGAAGGUGGUGGUAAUCUUCGUGUUUCGUCUGUUCGUAAAUUAAAUCAAGCCGGUAUUGCUGUUAUGGGUCAUAUCGGCUUAACUCCGCAAUCUGUAAGUCUCUUUGGUGGAUUCCGACCUCAAGGAAAUAAUGCGAGGGCCGCAGUGAGGCUGGUUGAGCAGGCUAUUGAGUUGCAAGAUGCUGGUUGUUUUUCAAUUGUGCUAGAGUGCUUGCCUGAUUGUGUGUCUGCAGCUAUCACUUCUUCCGUCAAUAUUCCUACGAUUGGGAUAGGAGCAGGUUCCAGCACUAAUGGUCAAAUUUUAGUUUAUCAUGAUCUCCUUGGAUUUCUGCAACAUCCCCACCACGCAAAAGUUACACCAAAAUUUUGCAAGCAAUAUGCGCAAGUUGGUAAAGUUAUUAAUGACGCAAUGCUACACUUUAAAAACGAUGUUGCUACUGGUGUAUUUCCAGGAGCAUUAUUUUCUCCUUAUAUUCUGAAACUUCACGAGAGAGAAAUAUUUGUUGAGUUGCUCAAGAAGUCUGGAUAUUACGAAGCUGCAAGCAGUGUGGAAGCUUUUCAGUCUUCAUAA
Messenger RNA from Bathycoccus prasinos, 1047 nucleotides. RefSeq names its product 3-methyl-2-oxobutanoate hydroxymethyltransferase. The record is from RefSeq and is a predicted model, not a curated record. Gene Ontology annotation, molecular function: 3-methyl-2-oxobutanoate hydroxymethyltransferase activity; magnesium ion binding. Gene Ontology annotation, biological process: pantothenate biosynthetic process. Gene Ontology annotation, cellular component: mitochondrion. The transcript is spliced from 2 exons. Lineage: Eukaryota; Viridiplantae; Chlorophyta; Mamiellophyceae; Mamiellales; Bathycoccaceae. The coding region runs from base 1 to 1047 and encodes 348 amino acids.